AUGACGCCCUGCAAGAAGCGGGUCUGCUGCGAGAUCACCGAGGCCUACAAACCUUGGGUCAAGGACGGCGGCGUGAAGUGGCUGUUCCGCGACGCCUACACACGCGUGGGAGGUCGCUGGGCCAUCUGGUCCAAGAAGGACAAGGACGCCAUCAAGUGUAGUCGCCUGAGAGCUGUUGAGGCAGCUCGGAAGGGCACAAGGAACACCACCGACUCCUCCGAAGACCGCCGCGAACUUCAACAGAAGUUCCAGCAGAUUGGCGUACCACCAGCAGCAUAUUUCGCAUAG
This is a messenger RNA of Alternaria burnsii, 288 nucleotides long. RefSeq lists its product as uncharacterized. The coding region runs from base 1 to 288 and encodes 95 amino acids. Lineage: Eukaryota; Fungi; Ascomycota; Dothideomycetes; Pleosporales; Pleosporaceae. The record is from RefSeq and is a predicted model, not a curated record. The transcript has 2 exons.